Molecule: messenger RNA, 860 nt
Organism: Xyrauchen texanus (razorback sucker)
Lineage: Eukaryota; Metazoa; Chordata; Actinopteri; Cypriniformes; Catostomidae
Product: fibroblast growth factor 23-like
Exons: 3
Coding region: 7-783 (258 amino acids)
Biological process (GO): positive regulation of gene expression; fibroblast growth factor receptor signaling pathway; cell differentiation
Cellular component (GO): cytoplasm
Molecular function (GO): type 1 fibroblast growth factor receptor binding; growth factor activity
Source: RefSeq, a predicted model, not a curated record
GUGAAGAUGCGUUGCGCACUUUCCAACCUGCAAAUGCUGCACUCCUCUCUUCUUGCAUUGUGGCUCACAGCUCUCCAGGGAUUCAGACCUGCGGAUGCUGCUCCCAAUCCUUCUCCUCUCCUGGGCUCCAACUGGGGGAACCCGCGAAGAUUCAUCCACCUCCAGACCACUUCAGACUUCAACAACUUCUACUUGGAGAUCAGUCUGAACGGACACGUGCGCAAAACUACAAACCGAGGCUCCUACAGUGUAAUAUUAUUAAAAGCGGAGAGCAGAGACCGUCUUGCAAUAUUUGGGGUCAAAAGUAACCGAUUUUUGUGUAUGGAUGCAGGAGGAACUCUUUUCACAUCUACUGUCUGCAACAAGGAAGACUGUCUUUUUCAUCACAAACUUUUGGAAAACCAUCGCGACGUGUACUACUCCACCAAGCACAGCAUGCUGCUAAACCUGGAUGGGGCUAAACAGGUGUUUACAGCCGGCCAAAAUCUCCCUCAGUCUUCUCUCUUCUUAUCAGAGAAGAACACGGUUCCACUAGAGCGCCUUCAGCACCGGGAGAGGAGAAACCGGCAGGUGAAUCCAUCAGACCCACUGAAUGCGCUCCGGAACGGAGAGGCAUCAGACUCCAGAGCAGUUCAAGAGGACGAUGGGGACUUUGACUUCGAACCAUCAGAAGGUCGCAACAUCUCCAGAGAAACCCUCAUUUCCCCUUCCGAUGAUGACCCUUGGGAUCUCCUUCAUGAAAUGAGCCCCAGCAGCCCUCGGAUCUCAGGAGUUGUCGGAUAAUGUUAAUCAUUCUCCAUGGAGUGACUGUGACCCGUCGCUGGUUUAAGUUAAAGAGAGUGGCACCAGAAUAUUUUCCA